CUCUUCAGGGGAAGAACUAGAUCCCUGCCAGAAGUGAAGCAUCUUGUCAUAUUCCAGAAACAAGAAUGGUGUGGUGAUUCUUCAGUGACUUCACAAACAUUGGAAGUGAAAAAUACAUAUCUUUGGCAGUCCCAGAUGGCCACACAAGACUCCCCUGGGAAGCUGUGUAAGAAUGAGCCCCAAGACCCUCAGGAGAGCAGAGGUGUCUUUGCACCUGAAGAGAGCACCAAGAGGCGGGUUGUGAGGGGAGAGAGGCCUCCCAUGGCCCAGGAUUCUGAAAACUUGCAAGUUAAACUUGUGUCUGAUAGAACAGAGCCUGCGUUGUCACUGGUUGGUGGUGAAGCCACUUGCCAGAGUGGCCCAAUGAAAGAAUCUUCAGAUCCCUUUGUCUGUAACCAAAAAGAUAUUUUAAAAUGGAAGUCACAGUUGGUCAACUACAGCCACCAGAGGGCUCACACAGAGCAGAAGCCUUGUCACUGUGGUGAGCAUGGGAAUAUGCUGCACGCCAGCCCAGAUGCUUGUCCCUGCACAAACACCCACACUGCAGAAAAGCUGCACAGAUGUGACCAGUGCAGAAAAGACUUCAGUCAGCAAUCAGAGCUCCUGCUGCACCAGAGGCGCCACACGGAAGAGAAGCCCUACAUGUGUACACAGUGUGGCAAGAGCUUUACCAGGAGCUCCAGCCUGCUUGUCCACCAAGCCAUCCACACUGAUGAGAAGCCCUACAAGUGUGACAAAUGUGGCAAGGGCUUCACCAGGAGCUCCAGCCUGCUCAUUCACCACUCAGUCCACACCGGUGAGAAGCCAUACAAGUGUGACAAGUGUGACAAGGGCUUUAGCCAGAGCUCCAAACUGCAUAUCCACCAGCGUGUACACACAGGGGAGAAGCCCUAUGAGUGUGAGGAGUGCAGCAUGAGCUUCAGCCAGCGCUCUAACCUGCACAUCCACCAGCGCGUGCACACUGGGGAGAGGCCCUACAAAUGCGGGGAGUGUGGCAAGGGCUUCAGCCAGAGCUCCAACUUGCACAUCCACCGGUGUAUCCAUACUGGCGAGAAGCCCUACCAGUGCUACGAGUGCGGCAAGGGCUUCAGUCAGAGCUCAGACCUCCGCAUCCACUUCCGGGUGCACACAGGGGAGAAGCCCUACCACUGUGGCAAGUGUGGCAAGGGCUUCAGCCAGAGCUCCAAGCUCCUCAUCCACCAGCGUGUGCACACCGGGGAGAAGCCCUAUGAGUGCAGCAAGUGUGGCAGGGGCUUCAGCCAGAGCUCCAACUUGCAUAUCCACCAGCGUGUGCACAGGAAGAACCCAGACCCAUGAGAGCCAGGCCAAGUCUCUAGGGCUGUGAGGACUUCUGUGUUUCUAAUGUAUUUCUAAUGUAUCUCUCGCCUUUCUGUUCCUCGAAAGAGAAAGAUAAGGGUCAGUCAGAUAUGUGCCCUCACUGAAAUGUCAUUCAUUAAUUCAAAGCACCAAGCACUUAGCUAUGUUGCACAAUGAGUAGGGUGUUCUGGUCCCUCAUGUGGGUAGAGUGAAAUGUCUACAUUUCAGUUCAGGCAGUGUUAUUAGAACUACAUAUCUAUCCACUUGGCAUUUUAACUGUAAGAACUUUAUAUUUAUCCAGGCAGGGCAUGUUUUUCUGUGUUCAUAUUCUGUGCAAAAUUGUAACUCUUAUUUCUCUUCAGAUGAUGUGUAUCGUGUUUUUCAUAUCUUCUUUGGAGUCCCAAGUAGCCUCCCUUAAACUCUGAUUAUAUAUUACAUCCAUUUUAGGCUGGAGGGGAUGAAAGUUGGAGAUACAACAGAUGUGGAAAUUUCCUACAUUUAAUGCUAAAAUGUACAUCUAUUUGUGGCUAGAUAACAAGGAGCCAGAGAAGAGCUACUCCUGUUGUAGACCCCCAUAUGCUGUUUUAACAAAAAUCUUGAAUACACACAGACAUACACUUGCCCCAGGCAGCCCCACAGAAACAUAGUUAUUUUUCCUGAAUGCAGCCAGCUUAUUGGAGUGCCUCCAGGCUGGAAGCAAAGGAAGGUCCAUAACAACAUGCCCAAAGUAUGUACCAGAAUACAGCUGGCACUGAAGGGUGGUUCUGAGAGGUACGUUCCGGGAAGAGCUAGGAAGAGCUGGUAUAGGGAGCAUGUGGAGGCUGAUCAGGAGAGGCUGCAGAAACUAUGUCAAGGCUUAGAAAACUAAAGCAAAGAAAGUGGCAGCCAGUGUAUUGUUAUUAAACAUGUCUGAUUUCUCAAGACAGCAUUGAAAUGCUAGGAAAAUAUUCUUAUGUUCAUAAAACCAAGAGAAAGAUCUUAGCAAGUGAAAUCUCAGAAAAUGAGAGCUGGAAGAUAGAAGCUGUGGUGGUGCACAUCUAUAGUCCCAGAUACUCGAGGUGAAGGUGGAAGGACCACUGAAGCCUGGGCAAUGGCAAGACUCCUAAAAAAAAAUUUAAAUCGGGAAAGGCAGCUAUCAGAACAGAAGCAGACAGUUUAUGCUACCCGCAUAUGCUUAUUUUAGAAAAGAAAGAUUUCAAAUCUAAACUCACUUUAAGAAUCUAAAAAAACUUUAAAAAAAAAUUUAAUGCGAGGUGUGAUGAUGCAUGCCUGUAAUCCCAGCACU
Fukomys damarensis (Damara mole-rat) is the source of this 2602-nucleotide messenger RNA. RefSeq names its product zinc finger protein 239 (gene Znf239). The transcript has a single exon. Gene Ontology annotation, biological process: negative regulation of transcription by RNA polymerase II. Gene Ontology annotation, molecular function: DNA-binding transcription repressor activity, RNA polymerase II-specific. The record is from RefSeq and is a predicted model, not a curated record. The annotation marks the transcript as partial. NCBI's taxonomy places the organism in Eukaryota, Metazoa, Chordata, Mammalia, Rodentia, Bathyergidae.